This is a messenger RNA of Zophobas morio, 3827 nucleotides long. Its product is annotated as phosphatase and actin regulator 1. The record is from RefSeq and is a predicted model, not a curated record. Bases 311 to 2440 code for a protein of 709 amino acids. Gene Ontology annotation, biological process: actin cytoskeleton organization. The transcript is spliced from 12 exons. Lineage: Eukaryota; Metazoa; Arthropoda; Insecta; Coleoptera; Tenebrionidae. Gene Ontology annotation, molecular function: actin binding.
UUCGCGGGUCGACAACGCGCAGACCGUUGACUGUAACCGACUGACCAUCCCGUUCGCUCAUCGUAUUGCAGACGCGUUAGACCUAGGAGAUGGUGGAAUAGGCAGAGGUUCCCCGUCUGCUUCGGGUCCGCUAGUUGUUCUAGACGCAGUAAGGGCCCAUGCGUGACCCAAGAAGGCACUGUCCCGUCCCGCACCCGGCAACCACCUGUCUUCGCUCGAGGAAGAAGGGUACAGGUGUCGAUAAUGACUCUACCUGUGCAGGUACGUGAGCUGUGCCGGACCCACUGGUGUUUGUUGUUGUUGUGUCGUGAUGUCUGUGAGUGAAGUGGUGUUGGCGCCGCCGCAAAUCAUGCACGAGAAGAACGGGAACACGACGAAGACGAAGAACGUCGCCAUAGUGGCGCCCCAGAGGAGCAAUAGUCUGGAUUACCUCAAUUUCGAAGAGAAGAGGAGGCUGAUCGCUUCGUCACUUUCGCUUUCGGAUUUUCUCAGUGCGGGGAAUAACGCCACCAAAGAGAUUAAGGAUGUGGCCGCCAAAAAGCAGAACGGUUCUGCGUUCAGAACGAACAGUUUGGGCAGCGGGACGAGGACGCCGCCGCUGGAAAGGAAAAGCAAGUUUUCGAUAGGCAAGCUACUGAGGCCCUGGAAAUGGAAAAGAAAAAAGAAAUCGGAUAAACUCGAAGCCGUUUCCCGGACGUUAGAAAGAAAAAUAUCAGUCCGAGCCAACAGGGAUGAACUGGUCCAGAAAGGCAUCCUUUUGCCAGAUAGCCCUUUAUCUCCACCCAUAUCCGAGCCAGGUGAAACCGUACCGUCGCCAUUCCCUCCGAGCGGGUUUCAGCAAGUUUCGGAGAAACAGAUGCCCCAAGGACCACCGCCCGCGUAUCCAACACUACCACAGAUGCCGCACAUGCCCAUAAACCCGGCCCUGCUGCAGCAGCAACUCCUCCAAAAUCCUCAUUUCGCACAAGCGAACGCCAAUAACAAUAUUACCGGUAUCGCCGACGCUAUCGUGGACUAUAUCGUGAGGUAUACUUGCUUUAAAGAGCCGAAAAAAGAAAAGACUGAUGGAACGGCACACAACGGCGCCCUGUCUCCCAAUGGAGAUACGCCCUCACAAGUUACCCAACCUCCCGGAAUGGAGGCGACUCCGGGCAAGCCGGAGCGGCCCAACACGUUAGGCCACGGGAGGCUGACGAGGCGACUCUUGUGCUACCACAGUGAACACUUCAACGAUGGUCAACAAGGUCCCCCCGGCAGCACGCCGCCUCCGCACGAGAAACAGUCCCACAACAUACCUCCGCCCCCCAUAUCCGAUCCCGGCUUGAUGCUCUCUGACUUGCCAGAGCCGCCCAUUCCUGUAUCAGAAAUUGGGCCCAUCCCCCCACCGCCGAUGUUCAGUUCGCCCAGUCCGGUGCCGAAUCGGCAGUCGCCGCCGCCGCCACAAAUGGGCGACUACGAGUACGAAGAGAACGAAGAUGACGACGGUGACGAGAUCGACUACGACAACUUGGAUGACAAUUCGUCGUAUAUGUUCCGAAUGCCCCAGCCGGAUCCCACAAUCGACACAAGUCGAAUCGAUGAGAUCCCAGCCAAAGAGCCAAAAUUCAACGCGAUACCGUUAAAAUCGGCAUUAAAAAAGAAGAGCAGCGGAGGCAGCGGACCCGGCACGCCUCAGAACACACCAACGCAAGAAAACAGACCGCUAACAAUACGACAAGCUCAAACCGAACACAAUGCGAGUUUCAAAAGGCCCCCUAUGAGGCCUCGGAUAAGAAUAUGUUCAAAGCCGGUAAAAUUCGGCAUAGGUCUGCCGUGCACGUUAGAGAACAAAGAAAACGCCAGACCGUACGUAAUCAAGGAGGACGGUAGUGACAGCGACUCUAAUGACGGUCCUAUCAAUUACAGAGAUGAAGACAGGGAUGGGAGCGAAGAGAGCCGGUUAGCAAUGAAAAUUGCAAGAAAGGAGAGCUUGUCGCUGAAACUGGCGUUGAGACCGGACCGUCAGGAAUUGAUCAACCGGAAUAUCUUGCAGAUACAGUCGGAAAAUGAACGGCAAGAAGCGAAAGAGGCGAUCGGCGCCAGGCUGAUUAGGAGGCUGAGCAUGAGGCCGACCCAGGAGGAAUUGGAAGAGAGGAAUAUCUUGAAAAAACAAAGUCCAGCUGAAGAAAAGAAACAGAAAGAAGAAAAGAAGCGUUUUCUCUUACGUAAGUUAAGUUUCCGGCCAACCGUAGAAGAACUGAAAGAGAAGAAAAUCAUCCGGUUCAACGACUAUAUCGAGGUAACCCAAGCCCACGAUUACGAUCGAAGGGCGGACAAGCCUUGGACGAGGCUAACUCCAAAGGACAAAGCUGCCAUUAGGAAAGAACUGAACGAGUUCAAGAGCUCUGAGAUGGCCGUUCACGAAGGUAGCCGGCAUUUAACUAGGUUUCAUAGGCCUUGACAAUUCCGGGGUUCGUUAGAAAAAAAGCUAAAUACUGUGAUGGGCAUAGCCGUAGAAAUCAACUUUCCCAUAUUCGCUUAUUGAGUCAGGAUGUUUUUGACCUGACCUGGUCUAUGCAGAUGUUGCAUGGACUCGUAACUGUGUAAUUGUUUUGUACAUAAGUGAUUUUUAAUACACAAAGUUUUUAUUGAUUAUACAUAGUGAAUGUAAAUUUUUCGUUCAAAGCACUUGAUCAAGUUAUUGUAAAUAUUUAGUGUAAUUAUAGUGCAGUUUUUUUAUUUAAAUUUUUAAGAUGCAUCACUGAUGUGCAAUGUGCAGCACUUGGUGUAUUUGUUAAAGUAGAAAUGUUCUGUUAUGUUAAAUGGUGGUAUCGCACCAUUUACAUCGUAAAUGUAACAUUUUUUAAUUACUUUACAAUUAAUCGUAAUUAUUUUAAGUGUAAUCUUUUAAAUUGAACAAAAAUUGUAAUAUUGAUCGAUCAAGUACCUACUUUUUAUAAUUUAUGAUACAAUCAAAUGUGUUCUAAUUGUAACAGGCAGAAAAAAUAGAUUUUCGUUGGAUUUAAGCGUGAAGCGAUGCUGAAAAUUUAUUUUUAUUAGACGUAAAAUAAGUAGCGAAUUGAUGCUGUAAAAUUAGAAAUCUUGUAUAUGAACCUUACGCAAAAGAAAAUACUGUUGAUCCAAGCUUGUAAAAUAGAUUCCUUCGCUUCUAAAAGGCAAUAUGCUCUAUGUAUACUAUACUUUAACAAAUUGUAUUCAUACUCAAUCAAUUUAUACUGGUUUUAAUAACAAGAAAUGUCUUCCAAAUAAACAAGACAUUAAAAAAACCUUAAAUUUUAUUUGUUCUAUAUUCUCGUAACAAUAAAAAGUUUGCCUAAAAUAUGCCGUACUUAAAUAUCUGUUUACUAAAAUCAUACUUUAAACGCUAAUAAUAUGUUAAAAUAUUUUAAAGUUCGGUCCCACUAAAUAAAUGUUUGAUUAAUUAAUUUGAAUGUCUGGAAAAACAUAAACAAGGUUUUUGCUGAAAGAGUGAGCACUGUUUGUACUUCCGAUUUUCUUGUAGAAAAUGCGUUGAAAUAGUUUGUUUGCAAGUAUUAACAAUUAUGUAAUUCAAACAGUAUAUUGCGAAAUUUUCCGCUUCAUGCGUUAUAAUAUGUUGCGGGCAUUAUUAACUGAAGCUUGCAAGUAGCAAAAUUCUGACUUUGUACAAUGGGAACAUUUUUUAAAUUGUUUUUAACUGAUAGAAGACUUCAUAUAGUAAACGCUGCGACAUGGAGCGAGACUGGUGAAAGGAACAGAAACACGAAAAAUUCAUGCAACACAUGUUUUACUGUUACUUGUGACAAUUAAAUGUAGAAUAAAUAUUUUAUCUUACAUAUCUUAAACAA